UAUUUAUUUUUCAGACAUGGGUAUCUCAGUCAAGGACGUUGAUCCACAUGAUUACACAAAGGCACUUGCUGCCUUCCUCAAGAAAUCUGGAAAAAUGAAGGUUCCAGAUUGGGCUAUCAUCGUCAAAUUAGGCAGAUUCAAGGAAUUGGCACCUUACGAUGAGGACUGGUACUAUAUCCGUGCAGCUUCAAUCUGCAGACAUUUGUACAUUAGGUCUCCAUGUGGUGUUGCCAACUUCACCAAGAUCUAUGGAGGUAGAAAAAGGAACGGUACCGCUCCUAGCCAUUUUUGCAGAAGUUCCACCAGUGUCUCCCGUAAAAUUUUACAGUCACUGGAAACUCUGAAACUUGUAGAAAAGGAUGGAAAUAACUCUGGCAGAAAGCUAACUGCUCAAGGCCGAAAAGAUUUGGACAGAAUUGCAGCCCAAGUGAAAGAAAAGCAAUCUAAAAUUUCAAAGCUGUUGUAAAAACAGUUGAAUGUAAAAAUAAAGGACUGAGAAGUGA
Molecule: messenger RNA, 503 nt
Organism: Mytilus trossulus (common blue mussel)
Lineage: Eukaryota; Metazoa; Mollusca; Bivalvia; Mytilida; Mytilidae
Product: small ribosomal subunit protein eS19-like
Exons: 4
Coding region: 17-466 (149 amino acids)
Biological process (GO): ribosomal small subunit assembly; translation
Cellular component (GO): cytosolic small ribosomal subunit; ribosome
Molecular function (GO): structural constituent of ribosome; RNA binding
Source: RefSeq, a predicted model, not a curated record